AUGGAUUCUUUGGAAUGGUUUAAGAAAACAAGAAUGAUUGUAGGUGAGGAUUUGUAUUAAGUUAUAAAAAGUAAAAUGUAAAUAGAACAACAUUCAGUUAAUGAAGUACUUACAAAGAUUGGAGAUAAAGGCAAUAAAUUCUAUGUAAUACUAAAGGGAUUGGUUGGAGUUUUUGUACGAAAUGAAGAUCAAUUAACAAUGAUAAAUGUCUGUAAGGAGGGUGAAGGAAUGGGUGAACUAUCAAUAAUGUCUAAUAAAUCUAGAAUGGCUACAUUAGUAUGUUUAACUGAUUGCGUAAUUUCUACUCUAACAGCAUCUCAAUAUAAGAGAUAUGUUAUGUAGAAUGAUAUUCAGAGAAUAAACAAUCUAGUAGAUCUAUGUGAUAAAGUGAGCCUAUUUAAUUCACUAAAUAGGUAAGUAAAGAUUAUGUUGAUGUUAUGUAUGAAGGAAGUUGAAAUUGUAAGGAAAUAAAUUAUUUACAAAUAAGCUUAAUAAGCUAAAAACUUGUAUAUUAUAAUUGAAGGCUCAAUUAAAUUAUGCUUAAAGGAAGGUUCUAAACAGAAGACUCUAUGUGUCAUAAGUGAUAAUGAGAUUUUUGGAGAUUUGAUGGGCAAAGAGGUAUAUUAAGAAACUGCAGAAUGUGAAUCUUAGAGUUGCAGACUGUUAAUGAUUAGCAGGAAAACGUACUUAAUUUCUUAUGUAGUUUACAGAAGGUUCUUCAAUCAACUAAUUCUUUAGGAAUUCUGGAAGAAAUGAAGCAAAUUGCUCAUAUUAAAUAUUGUUUUAGAACUUAGUUAAAGGAAAGUACUUCUUUACUUUAAUAUGAAUAAUAAAAUAUCUACGAACCUUUUGAAUCCACUCGUACUUUGUUUUAUUCUAAUGGAAUCUAUCUGUCAGAUAAAAUGGUUAUUAGAUCUAAUAGACAUGUGAUGCAAUCAAUCUUAAAUAGAAGUAAAAUUCGAAGACCAGUUAUUUGUGUAUCAGUUGUUGAGAGAAAAUCUAAAUUAGAUAGUGGUUUAAGGUUGUCGAGUUGUCACAAAUGA
Messenger RNA from Paramecium pentaurelia, 1043 nucleotides. The record is from the annotation of a GenBank genome assembly. Lineage: Eukaryota; Ciliophora; Oligohymenophorea; Peniculida; Parameciidae.